This is a messenger RNA of Schizophyllum commune H4-8, 1177 nucleotides long. Its product is annotated as DUF689-domain-containing protein. Gene Ontology annotation, cellular component: cytoplasm. The record is from RefSeq and is a predicted model, not a curated record. The coding region runs from base 103 to 1050 and encodes 315 amino acids. Lineage: Eukaryota; Fungi; Basidiomycota; Agaricomycetes; Agaricales; Schizophyllaceae. Gene Ontology annotation, molecular function: iron-sulfur cluster binding. The transcript is spliced from 3 exons. Gene Ontology annotation, biological process: iron-sulfur cluster assembly.
AUUUGCGGGUUUGCGGAGUCUUGUCAUUCGACCACGGAAAUUUAUAUGCCGCUGUGAAAAGUCCCGUCCAAUCGUACCCUCUCCCCGUUGUCAUCCACCAUCAUGUCCCCGUCCGCCGUAUACGAGUCUGCGCCGUCGAACGGAUCGACGAGCACGAGCGCGAUCCCCGCAGCCGUGCCCUUGAAGGGCAAGGCGCUCGUCAUCGGUUCCCCAGCCACUGCAGCAGAUGGGAGAUUCCAGACCCUUGUGACGGAGCUUGAGGCCAGCCGCCCGGUUGAGCGCCAGAUGUUAGAUCGCCUAGUGGAUGGAGCGACGACACUGGAGCCAUCGUCAUACGGCUCUGCGCACAUCACCCUCGCACCAACUGACUACCAGAACCUCCUCCCCCAGCUGCCCAGCUUGCUCUCGCAGCUGCUGUCCGGCCUGAGCCCACUGGGCACGCUCCACCUCCUCCACCUAACCGAGGCCUUCAAGACGCUCCCCACGGAGCUGACGCUCGCCGGCUUCAACGUCCUCACCCCCACCAUCACCCCCGACGGCGCGCUCAUGGCGCAGAAGCCCGCGCACGCGCCCGCCGCGGCGGUCUCCCUCGCCUCCCGCCCGCUCGCGCGCAAGAAGACGGACCCCGCGGCCAAGAAAGCACUCUGGUCCCUCUCCGCUCCCACGACGCCGAAGAUCGACGCGGACGCGCUGCUGACCGACGCCGACCGCGCGCGGCCCGCGGCGUGCGCGCCUGCGUCGGCCUCGGGCCCCAAGCGGAAGCGCGCGUGCAAGAACUGCACGUGCGGGUUGAAGGAGCUCGAGGAGGAGGAGGUGCGGAACAGCAAGGUGGUGAUGAUGAACGCGACGGGCGAGGGGCUCGUGGAGGUGUCGCAGGGCGAGAAGGAGCGGCUGGUGGCGGCGGCGAAGGCUGCGCCGAAGGCGACGAGCAGCUGCGGGAACUGCUACCUGGGAGACGCAUUCCGGUGUGCGAGCUGCCCGUACCUUGGCCUUCCUGCAUUCAAGCCUGGCGAGAAGGUCGAGAUCUCCCUCGGCAUGGAUGACAUUUAGAUUUCCCUCGUACCCUCACCCUCAUCACUGGCUCCUCGUAUGAGCCUUCUGUAUCUGUAAAAUGCAUUGUAGCUUUGUAGUCUGCUAUAUACCGCGAGCGUACGCCGCUGUCGCCCUUCUGCCUUCA